Molecule: messenger RNA, 2388 nt
Organism: Xiphophorus couchianus (Monterrey platyfish)
Lineage: Eukaryota; Metazoa; Chordata; Actinopteri; Cyprinodontiformes; Poeciliidae
Gene: soul5l
Product: heme-binding protein soul5, like
Exons: 7
Coding region: 155-1198 (347 amino acids)
Molecular function (GO): heme binding
Source: RefSeq, a predicted model, not a curated record
GUAGGCGGGCCCCGGCCCCUGCCCCCUCCCUCUCCGUCUGCAUUAAAUCCUCCAGCUCCUGUCCGGGUGCAGCACACUGCGGUCUCCAUCAGCACCUCCGCCCUGCGCUCUCCUUGCAGGUGGGAAAUAGCUACACACACCCAGGACAGUCACAAUGGCUGCCAUCAUUGCCGUAGCUAUUUUGGCCCUGGUGGUUUCCAUUGAAAGCAGCGUGGGACCAAGCACCAACACCAGCUUCUGCACCGAGUCGAAGGAAUGUCUGGAAUAUGAACUGGUCUGCAAAACGGACGAGUAUGAAGUGCGACACCUUACCCCCACUCGCUGGGUGUCGACAGACGCCGAAGCCUACUUCAUGGGAGUGGGAGCAGCCCUGGCUUUCAGGAGACUCUUCCAGUACAUCAACGGAGCAAACGACGAAGGCGUGAAGAUGGAGAUGACCGCCCCAGUCCUGGUGAAGGUCCCAGAGGAAACCAAGCUGUGGGAGCCGGCCGUCUACACGCUCAACUUCCCGCUGCCGGCGGCCUAUCAGGACAAGCCGCCCGCGCCCACCAACGACAAGGUGUAUUUUACGGCGAUGCCGGACAUGGACGUGUACGUGAGGAGCUACGGAGGCUGGAUGCUGUCGGUCACCUCCAGGCUUCACUCCCACCUGCUGACCAAAGAGCUGGAGCGAGUUCGCGCCUCCUACAACCAUACCUAUCACUAUGGAGUCGGUUACGACAGCCCCUUGAAGCUCCUGAACCGGCAUAACGAGGUGUGGUACGUGGCUGAAGGGGAACCGGUGUGCACAGACCCACAGGAGCCUACUCCCGCACACACUCCCCGCCCCACGCCGACCCACCUGCUCGCGGACUCGCCGUCAGAGAUGCUGUCCGACUCGCCCUACCUCCCUCCGUCCAACCUGUCCUCAAACACCACCUUUAACUCCUCUUCUUCCUCGCUGCUGCCCUCCGACCCCUCGGCCGUCCUCCCGUCCGAAACCCCGGCGAGCAAUGCGUCCGAGCCUCGCACCGAGGCCGCGUUCAGUCACCCUCCGUCCUCCGCCCUCAUGGCAGAGGACCCGACGGCGGCCAACGCCUCCGCCGGCCCCUCGCUGGAGCCGGAGCGCGAGGCCGGCGCGUGGAACAUCACGACCGGCGGCUCUGUGGACACACAAGCUAACCCUGGCACCGAGGUCCAACCAGACGAUGCCCAUUAGCAACACUGAAGCUAUCAGCGUUAGAUAUACAGAAGCGACGCACUCUUUGGUUGUUCAUUUCUCCAGUAUGCAAUCCGCUCUCAUUUUACCACAGCUUUGUUCCUGCUCCACCCACAGUAUCUGUUCACUGUGUCACUCCCAAGUUAUCUAACUGCUGCAUUAUAGGUAGAUGUGAGGUUAAACUAUAUUAAUCAGAUUUAACUGUUAGGACUUCAAUGGGUAUCUGCUUUAACCUGAUAAACACAAUGCAGGGAUUACCUACAGUAGACCGUUGUGUCUGUAGAAAGUGAAUGGUCUUGAUGUGAAGAAGUUCGACUUUCUGCGCAGCUCCAUCGCCGACUUUCUUCUUCUGCUGUACGUGUGGCGACAUGUCAGUGCAGUCAUUGUAAAACCAGCGUGCGCGUUCAACGGGAUCUUUGCUGCACAAAUAAAUAAUCACACUAAAGGUUAACUUAACAAAGUAAUAACAUUUUAGCAUUUUUUUCCCUGCAUUUUAUUAUUUAAAUUUGCUUCCAGGGAAGGAAAGAGCCAUCUAACAGUGAAGUAAGCAGUCCUGCUUAAGGCGCUUAAACUUAACUAGGGCUUGAAUUCUCAGUUAAAAAUGUAUUUUUUUUCCCUGUAAAAUUCUGUAACAUAAAUAGCAAUACAUGUCCAGCACCUUUUUAAUUUCUGACAGCAUUUGUAUUAUUUAAAAUCCUCGACGUGUCUAUAGUUUUUAGCCCAUCAAUGGUAAUUAAAAGAAAUCUGCGACCAUUAGAUUAAGUCAUUUGUCAACGUUUUGAACUCUAAACAGUAACUAAAAAACUAAACAGUAACAUAAAUGCUUGUUUUUUGUUUGUUUUUUUUUUUUUCUUCAAAACUGAGCGUGGUUAAAAGAACGCCAACACAAGUUAAUCUGUCUUUCCCAAAGGAAAGUAUUAUUCACUUCACUCUGCUUCAAGUAAAACCGUUUAACAAAUCCUUCUGCUUUCGUUAAACUGGCAUUGUUCUUGAAAAAUUUGUAAUUGUGUUCUUUAACAGUAUUAAAACGGCACCAAAGAUCCCAGAGAAACACGCUGCACCAAACCAAUGCAAUAAAAUGUAUGUAUGUAACUUUAAAACAAUUAUUCUGUAGCAAUGCAUCUCAGAGCUACGUGGUAAAUCUGAGGAAGACGCAAUAAAGUGGUACACUCUUGUUGAACACUUAUGAA